GACAGCUUACCUUGCUCCAGGAGUAAUCUCAGACCUCCUAACAAAAUCUGCCUCAACCUCUGGGAAACUCUAGGAAUGGGAAGCAGCUUCCUCCUCAGCUCUCACAUCCAGGGUUUGCCUUGUUCCAGGAUGAUUGACAAUGUCACACUGGUCCCUCCUGAGAGUCCUGUCAUACUGUCUGGGUCCCUGGAAAACAGCAAACGCUUGAUCCAUGAACUAUUCAUCAAUGAAGAAUAUUAUCCCAAAAUCAUUCAGUGUAGGAUGUGCCACCUCCAGUUUCCAGGAGAGAAGUGUUCCAGAGGGAGAGGAUUUUGCAUCGCGACAGAAAAUGAGGUUUGCAUGACCGGGAGGAUUUUCAAGAGAGGAUUUCCAGAGCUGGAGAUGACAGUGAGGAGAGAAGGAGGAGGAACAGGCAACUUUGAACAACAUUAUACUCGGAUUAGAAGCAACAGAAAUUGUGGAAAUACACCAAACUACCAAGAAGUACAUAAAACUCCCUUUGUGCUUCCAAGUGUGAGGAAAAGUGAACAUUCUGGCAUUCUUCCAUAUAAGAAUGCUUCUGUACAGAUACUACAGGUUCAUGUUCAUAAGAGCUGUCAUAGCUGACAUGUCUCGUUGAGUAGGAAGGACAAUAAAGACAAAACCACCAAGGAUUCAGAUCUUGCAAGAAUGUGAGCUGGAGUAUGACACCAGGUCAGGAAGCCUGUGCAGCUGAGAUGCCAACAGAAGUGAGAGAACAGGAAAUACAAGUGUGGGAAUGCAGCUGUGAUGACCGACCUUCUCCGUUACACAAGUGGGGGUUGUGGCAACUACUUCAUAUUGCUUCAUCAUUUCAAUGAUCUCCCUUGGACCCCACUAGAAAGAGCCCUGGCAGUGGCUAUGUCACGGGUGGUGGUAGUAGUAUGGUUGAAUUGCUAUCACCUCCCAAGGAUGAGGUUACAAUAGGAAUUUUUGUACCCCCUGUGCUGCAAAUGUAAAGCUUCCACCCAGGUGAAAGGGAAUGAAUGCUGAGAGAUAAAAGGGGUGGGGGUGCUAAUUUUCUGCCAUUUACCUCUUCCAGAUCAAUUCUCCCCCUUUUCUACCUGCUGUCUGACCCGUAUGAUAUAUGGCCCCAAAGCCCCUGGGCUUUGUUUGAGCGUGGCCAGUGGGAAGCUUCUGCAGCUCAGUGGGAUGGAAUAGGAUCUCAGUAGUGUGAGGUCACAGUCCUUAGUCUCCAGGUUCCUGCUUGAAAACACGGCCUCAGGCUAACUCUGCCCCAACAAAAAGUCUCUGCUGAAUGAAUACUCUCUUUGCAUGUCCAGCAACAUCCUUCUUCCCCAGUUCCUGUGAAUUAGGGAUGCUGACAAUCCAAAUGCUUCCUCAAUUCCUGAACUAGCCUGAUAGUUUCCUUAUUUCUUGCACAAAUCUAUAUAAUUAGACUCUUUAUACAUACCUAUUGAAUUUUUUACUAAAAUUUCUUAUUUCCUGCUUGAAACCCAGUGGUACCAGUGAAGUUCUCAGGAUUUUGGCUAAAAAUCUUGAGACAGGCAAUCAAACAAGGUGUGCUGCCCAAGGUGGAUGCCAUGAAGCAUGAAAAACAAGAGUUUUUAGGAGUUUCAGAGCUUCUCUUACUGUUUCCAAUAUGUUUUGGUCUUUGGUUUUCAACAGUUUUACUUUGUGCAUGGGUGGUUCUAUUUGAGUUUAUCUUACCUGGAAUUCAUUUAUCUUCUUGGAUAUGUAGAUUAAAAUUUUUCAUCAAAUUUGCAUAUUUGUGGCUCUUGAUUCCUUCAAAUAUUCUUUCUGCUCUUUUUUCCACUUCUCUUCUUCUGAGGCUCCCAUUGUGUUGGUGCACUUGAUGGUGUCUCACAGGUCUCUGAGGUUUUAUUCAUUUUUCUCCAUUCUUUUCUUCCUAGUUCUCAGACUAGGGGAUCUUGACCUGUUUUAAGUUCACUCAUUCUUUCCUCAAUUAGCUCAAAUCUUUUGUUCAAUCCUUCAAGUGGGUUCAACAAGUAUCAGUUAUUGUAGUUUUUCAUUGUAGAAUUUAUAUUUGAUUGUUUCACAUGAUUUCUGUUUAUUUAUAGUCUGUGUUUGGAGAGAUACUGUAAGCUACUUUCCCUUAUUUUUUUUUUUUUAGACAUGGUUUCCUUUAUCUUUUUUGAAGAUAUUUGUCAUAGCUGACUUAAAGCUUUUUGUGGAGUCAGUCCAACAUAAGCUUUCCCCUGUGUAUAAGUCAUGCUAUUCCUUUGUAUGUCUCAUAUUUUCUUUUGUUGAAAACUGAACAUUUUAAAAAACAUAAAGUGGCAA
Molecule: messenger RNA, 2283 nt
Organism: Canis lupus familiaris (dog)
Lineage: Eukaryota; Metazoa; Chordata; Mammalia; Carnivora; Canidae
Gene: PATE1
Product: prostate and testis expressed 1
Exons: 7
Coding region: 76-606 (176 amino acids)
Source: RefSeq, a predicted model, not a curated record